Chrysochloris asiatica (Cape golden mole) is the source of this 1059-nucleotide messenger RNA. RefSeq names its product chromosome unknown open reading frame, human C3orf52. The record is from RefSeq and is a predicted model, not a curated record. NCBI's taxonomy places the organism in Eukaryota, Metazoa, Chordata, Mammalia, Afrosoricida, Chrysochloridae. The transcript has 7 exons. The coding region runs from base 1 to 1059 and encodes 352 amino acids.
AUGGAGAAAGCAGAUUUGGACAGUACCUAUAAUUCAGCUAAUAAAACAGGGGAACCUUCCGAUGAGAAUGAGCUCCUGGAAUCAACAACCAACUGUGGGAAAACUUUUCUCAGCUCAGUGCUUCACUUCAGCCAUUCAGGUUUCUAUACUGGCUAUUUUCAAAAGUGUGCGGCUUCAGCCUACCGGCACGGCCUCUCAACCCUCCCCUGCCGGUUCAUGGAAGGGGCCAACUCCCCACCGCCAGAUCAGCUGGAGCUCAUGGUGCUCGACCAGGACGAGCCAGACGAACGGACGGCUCUAAGCCCGUCCAUGGAAGGGGCCAACUUCCCAUCGCUAGAUCAGCUGGAGCUCAUGGUGCUCGACCAGGACGAGCCAGACGAACGGACGGCUCUAAAUGGAGCGAUUUCUAUCGCUACUUUUUCAGCCGACAACGAGUCCAACGGACUCCAGACUAUGAAGCAAAGCCCUUGGAGCUCAUGCAAUAAGAAGGUGGUGGGAAAGUGUAAACUGUGGAUGGUCAUUGCCUCCAUUUUCAUUGGCCUCAUUUUAGUCAUCAUCAUAAGCUUAUGUCUUAUUGGAGCAAAUUACAUCGAUGAAGAUGAAAAUGAAAUGCUUGAAUUAACAUCAAACAAAACUUUUUUCAUCAUGCUAAAGAUUCCAGAGGAGUGUAUUACUGAAGAGGAACUGCCAGUUCAGCUCACUAAAAGGCUCACAGAUGUGUACAGCUCUUCAUCAUCGCUGAGCCGCUAUUUUACCUCAGUUGAAAUCGUGGAUUUCAGUGGGGGCAAUGCCACAGUGACUUACCAUUUGCAGUUUGGGGUUCCAUCAGACGAUGACAAUUUUAUGAAGUACAUGAUGAGUGAAGAGUUGGUGCUAGGCAUUUUGCUACAAGAUUUCCAUGAUCAGAACAUAGCUGGUUGUGAAGCUCUGGGGCUUGAGCCAACAUCCUUCUCACUCUUUGAACGAAAUGGUGGAGGUCAGCCUGUGUCUGAAAAUGGAGCUCCAUUGAGUUUUGGAGAUGAAAAGACUUCAUUUAAUUUGACAGAAAGGACGGAGUGA